AUGAAAGUUCCCAUCCAGACCAAUCAAAGUCCCAGAAGUGAUCUCUUUGAACUUCAACAGAAGUCAGCCGAACUAGAUAGCAGCCUGAAAUGGAGGCCAAACUAUAUAAGUUUUGAGGGAAACCAGUGCAACAAAGUUGGCUGUAAUCCUUGCCGUUCUCAACUACCAAAACCAAUCUUCAUGACAAAUAGUAGUUCUGUAUUAUCAAGGGUUGCAGCCUCAAGUAAAACACGCAUUAGAUGGACUCAGGAUCUUCACAAUCCAUAUGUAGAAUGUGUAAAUCGUCUUGGUGGUGCAGACAGACUUAGGAGGAACUCACAUUUGCCAUAUUCAAAUGUGAUGAGAGGUUCACUUUUUUCCAACGUCACCUUCUUCUUCUUCUCUCUCCCCAGUAUCACCACCAACAAUGUAGAGGCAGAAGCACCAUUUGGCUCAAGAGAUGAUGGUGAAGUUGCAGAUUUGUUUGGCAAUGGUGAUGAAGAUAUGGUGGUGAUGUUGCAGAGCGAAGAGGAGAGCUACACCGAAGAAGACUGUAACAUAAGGUUGGACAAACCUUUAGUUGCAGGGCAAAACAGUAAUCCAAUCACGUCGAGGUCAAAAGAAUUUGCCUUCGGAUUUCAUCCUCUUGAAAGUGAGAAAGAAAAUCAAUUCUUGCUUGCAGUUUGGUUUUACAAAACAAAAGAACCAACCAUAGUUUGGUCUGCAAAUGGGAAUAAACCAGCACCAGAAAACUCUGAACUUAGGCUGUCUAGCAACAAUGAGUUUGUUCUCUAUGACCAUGAAGACAAUGAGUUAUGGAAGGCUCCAACUCCAAGGAAUUCCAAAUCCAGUUGUGCGGCUAUAGGGGACAAUGGGAACUUGGUGAUUCUAGACCAGAAUAAUAAUUCGGUAUGGGAGAGCUUCAAAGAGCCUACUGAUACAAUUUUGCCUGGCCAAAUACUGUACAUGAAUACCACACUCAGGUCUCGAGAAUCUGAGACAAAUUAUUCAAAAGGGCGCUUCCAGCUUUCUUUUCAGAUUGAUGGCAAUUUCGUGCUUUACUCUCUUUCUAUGCCAUCUGAAGCCCUUGAGAAGGCUUAUUUUGCCACCGGCACAACGAACUGGGAAUCACAGUUGAACUUUACUGAGGAUGGAUACAUGUACAUCCAAGAUGCAAAUUUUACAAACAGAGUGUACAACCUUACCAAGGAAAGUCCUGCAGGCUCAAAAGAAGAUUUCUACUAUUUGGCUAGGAUUGAUUAUGAUGGUGGCUUCAGAUUAUACAAACACCCCAGAAAGGUGAGCACCCCAAGUGAGAGCUGUUCUUCAUCAUGGACUGUAGUGCAAAGCAUUCCCAGUGAUAUUUGUGCUACAUUUACUGGUGAUGCUGCUGCUGUUGGAGGUGGGUUUUGUGGACCGAACGGAUAUUGCCGUACCGCAGGUGAUUCAAGUGGGAGUGGGCCAGCAUUUUGCUUUUGUCCUCCGGGAUUUUCUCCCUUGGACCAAUCCAAUAAUUUUGCAGGCUGCAAACCAGAUUUUUUAUUGCCUAGCUGCCAAAUUGGAUGGGAAAAGCAAAAAGAAAAUAUGGAGUUUAAACUGUUUCAAAAUGUGAAUUGGCCGUUCACAGAUUACGGUCGUGUUACCGUGGCUAAUGAAGCAGAGUGUAGACAGCUAUGCCUUGACGAUUGCUUGUGUAUUGUGGUCAUUUAUGAAGGUAACGGUAAUCAAUGUUGGAAGAAGAAGUAUCCUCUGUCCAAUGGAAUGUAUAUAGAAAGUAAUACUAGCAAAGUUCUCAUCAAGACACCUAAAAAUAUAGAUUCAGAUAAGAAACACCAGUCUAUGGUAGUUGUCUUGGCACUACUCCUUGGCAGCUCUGCAUUUCUUAAUAUCCUUUUCUUCUUAGGUAGUAUUGUGGCUAUUCUCUACUUGUACCACAAAAGGCUCAAUUCGCAAUGGAAUAUUGAUAGAACACUUACAACAAAUGUGAGAAGCUAUACAUAUAAAGAGCUCGAAGAAGUAACCAGGGGCUUCAGGCAAACAGUGGGAAAAGGAGCUUUCGGAACUGUUUAUAAAGGAGUCCUUCCAUCAGAUUCUAAAAGAUUUGUUGCAGUCAAGAAGUUAGGUAAGGUGGUAGAAGAAGGUGAGAAGGAAUUCAAAACGGAAGUGAGCGUGAUCGGUCAAACUCAUCACAAGAAUUUAGUCCGUUUGCUCGGCUAUUGUGAUGAGGGGCAGCAUCGGCUUCUGGUAUAUGAGUACAUGAGUAAUGGCUCUUUAGCUAGCUUUCUCUUUGGGAUAUCCAGGCCUCAUUGGAACCAAAGAGUGCAAAUUGCUUUUGGAAUAGCACGAGGCCUAAUGUACUUACAUGAAGAGUGCAGCACCCAAAUCAUCCACUGCGAUAUAAAACCUCAAAACAUACUCCUAGAUGAGUACUUUACGCCAAGGAUUGCUGAUUUUGGAUUAGCAAAGCUUUUGUUGGCAGAUCAAAGUCGAGCAGCUCGUACAGCAAUAAGAGGGACAAUUGGAUACUUUGCACCUGAAUGGUUUAGGAAAGCAUCCAUUUCGGUUAAGGUUGAUGUGUACAGUUUUGGUGUGAUGUUACUAGAGAUCAUUUGCUGCAAGUCUAGUGUAGCAUUUGCACUAGGAGAAGAGGAGGCAUUGAUAGAUUGGGCUUAUGAAUGCUACAAAGAUAAAAAAUUAGAUAAGUUGAUAGAAGAUGAUGAGGAGGCAAAGAAUGACAUGAAGAGGCUAGAAAGGUUUGUGAUUGUGGCGAUUUGGUGUAUUCAAGAAGAUCCUUCACUGAGGCCCUCGAUGAAAAAGAUCACACAAAUGCUCGAGGGAGUGAUUGAAGUUUCUGUGCCCCCAAGCCCUUCAUUGUUUACUUCUUCUCCCCCUUCAUUCAAAAAAUAGGUCAUCUUGAGUUUUGAUUGCCCCAUAGUUAACCAUUUGUGGUAUAUGACAAUGGCUGACUUUGUACAUCUAUUUUCGUCUAAUUUUCUAACUUUUAGGUUUAGGCUAGGGUUGUUAUUUCCUUAGGUUGGAAUAAAGUUUUUGUCAUUCAUAAUAUUUUAGAGAGUCCUCUCCUAUAUUUUUUAGUAGAUUCCCAAAUUCUCUUUGUGAAUUCAAGGAUUUUUAUGUUGAAGCAGAUAUGUUCUGCAUGUUAAUUAUAGCUUUCUACCUGUGUCAACUGAAUAUAGCCAUCCUUUUUUAAGUUUUGGUGUAACACCUUUUCUUAUUUGUAUUAUGGUAUCAGAAUUUGGCCAAUAGUGGUUGGUUUCCUGUCUCUUGCAUUGCGGUUUGUUUUUUACUAUAAGGCUCUCUUGUCUCAUGCGUAUUAUCCUUUGGUGUAUUUCACCUUCUUAGUUG
Molecule: messenger RNA, 3342 nt
Organism: Quercus lobata
Lineage: Eukaryota; Viridiplantae; Streptophyta; Magnoliopsida; Fagales; Fagaceae
Product: G-type lectin S-receptor-like serine/threonine-protein kinase LECRK1
Exons: 6
Coding region: 1-2886 (961 amino acids)
Biological process (GO): protein phosphorylation
Molecular function (GO): ATP binding; protein kinase activity
Source: RefSeq, a predicted model, not a curated record